Onychostoma macrolepis is the source of this 2335-nucleotide messenger RNA. RefSeq names its product solute carrier family 35 member F6 (gene slc35f6). The transcript is spliced from 6 exons. NCBI's taxonomy places the organism in Eukaryota, Metazoa, Chordata, Actinopteri, Cypriniformes, Cyprinidae. Bases 156 to 1283 code for a protein of 375 amino acids. Gene Ontology annotation, biological process: transmembrane transport. Gene Ontology annotation, cellular component: intracellular membrane-bounded organelle; membrane. Gene Ontology annotation, molecular function: transmembrane transporter activity. The record is from RefSeq and is a predicted model, not a curated record.
AGCGCGUCAGCUGGUGUGUCACAUGAUCGCAAUCAUGUGAUUUGCAUACAGGGGAACGACCUGUUCAGAUAGCUGUACUUAUCAUCAGCAAGAAAGACACAUCUCAAGACAGUUUGAGAGUCUGAUGUUCGCGGUCACUCAGUCCCACACUCGCCAUGGCUUGGACAAAAUAUCAGCUUUUACUCGCCGCUAUGAUGCUCAUCACAGGCUCUAUUAACACACUAUCCGCAAAAUGGGCUGAUAUGUUCUCUGCACCUGGAUGUAAUGGUUCCCCAAAUCAUGCCUUCUCCCACCCUUUUGUUCAGGCUGUGGGAAUGUUUUUGGGAGAGUUGUCCUGUCUGGUGGUUUUCCACAUUCUCCUUUGUCAUGAUCGGCGCAAACCUGAGCCCACGAUGAUUCCGGGCCAAAGUUUCAACCCCCUGCUUUUCCUCCCCCCUGCCCUUUGUGACAUGUUGGGAACAUCCAUCAUGUAUGUUGCACUGAACAUGACCAGUGCCUCCAGUUUCCAGAUGCUGCGAGGAGCUGUGAUCAUCUUCACUGGACUGUUGUCUGUAGCGUUUUUAGGACGGCGGCUACAGCCCAGCCAGUGGAUUGGGAUCCUAGUCACCAUCCUUGGUCUGGUGGUGGUUGGCCUGGCUGACUUUCUGAAUGGCCAUAGGGAUGACUCCCAUAAGCUCAGUGAGGUUCUCACAGGGGACCUUUUGAUCAUCAUGGCACAGAUUAUUGUUGCAGUCCAGAUGGUCCUGGAGGAGAAGUUUGUUUACAAGCACAAUGUGCAUCCACUGAAGGCUGUUGGGACUGAAGGUUUUUUCGGAUUUGUCAUCCUCUCUUUGCUACUCAUCCCAAUGUUCUUCAUCCAUGUGGGAAGUUUUGCAGACAACCCACGGCAGGUCCUUGAAGACGCAUUGGACGCCUUCUGUCAGAUUGGCCAUAAACCCCUUAUUUUACUGGCACUGCUGGGCAACACCGUGAGCAUCGCCUUCUUUAACUUCGCCGGCAUCAGUGUCACCAAGGAAAUAAGUGCCACUACUCGCAUGGUGCUGGACAGUCUGCGUACUCUGGUCAUCUGGGUCAUGAGUUUACUGCUGGGUUGGGAGGUAUUUCAAGGCCUACAGAUCUUAGGCUUCAUCAUCCUACUCGUGGGUACAGCACUAUACAAUGGACUCCACAAGCCCUUGAUGGCCAAAAUGCCCUGCUGCCCUGGAGAGCAGAGAGCAGAGGAGGGAGAAGCCCCAGAGAGAGAGAGACUGCUUGGUGCAGGAAAAGCUGAAAAUGAGAGCUAAUAUUGGACUUUAAAAAUUAAAUGCUUUGUGGGCAGCCUUUUCUUCAGUUUUAACUGUUAUUUCCAUUUUAAGAAAGAUUCACAUUUUAGUAUUGUUUUAGAUUUUGAUUCAACACUUGGGAACCAUCACUACUUAUUGCGUACAGCCAUUUUUGUGGGCAUGUCUCAACUGUUUAAAAAAAAGGACAGUUGUGCUUAGAUUUUAAAAUGGUUGAAUGCAUAUUUUUACUUAAGGAAAGGGAAUCAGUUUUACAUGAUUUUAAUGCCAAAAAUAAUAUUUUAAAGUUUUUAAUUCUGUGGUUUAAAGGUUUCAAAACCAUUUGUUUUUGUUUACGUGAUGUGCUGUUGUUGGGAGAAGAUUAUUUCUCUAACCAUUUUAUUUGAGUAAUAUUUUUAGUGAUCUGUGAAACGGGUAUUGUGUACUGACAAGAAAAUCUUCUGUUAGUCCAUGUAUAUUUGGUUUAUAAAAAUAUGGAAGUGUCGCUGUGUUUACUGCCAGUAAAUAUCACAAUGUUUGAUUUUUUUCUUUUCUUUUUUAGAGUAAUACACAAGGAACCCUAGUUUCAAAAACAGUAUAGUUUCUACUAGAAGACAUCUGACAUCUGUUUCAUUUCACAAAUCUGUCCUCUGCAUAAAUGUAUAAAUUCCUUUCACAUUCUUGGUUGUACAUUGUGGAUGCAUUUGUUUGUUGUUAAUGAAAACAUGAAGAGGAAAGAACUGUUUCACUCAGUGACUAUUAGAUUAUAUUAGAUUAAUUACAAGUAAUGUCUGUGUCACAUAUCUAAUUAUGUGUAACAACCCUUUUAUUGAUUACCUAACUAAUGUUUGACCUGCGUAAUUCCACAAUGAAAAUAUGCGAACAAGAUGUAAAUGUAAAAUCUUUACAUACACUAGUAACAAAUGUUCAGCGUGUUAGCAUUAGCUAUAUCCAAACGCAAAGUUUAAAACAAUGGCAAUCAAUAAUAAUUAUAAAAAUGGUAACACUAUACAAUAAAUAUCCGUUAACUAACUAACUGACAAUGAGCAAUGUCAAAGACUAUAGAAUAAAAAAGC